Amblyraja radiata (thorny skate) is the source of this 1278-nucleotide messenger RNA. Its product is annotated as serine/arginine-rich splicing factor 5-like. The record is from RefSeq and is a predicted model, not a curated record. Lineage: Eukaryota; Metazoa; Chordata; Chondrichthyes; Rajiformes; Rajidae. Bases 108 to 938 code for a protein of 276 amino acids. The transcript is spliced from 8 exons. Gene Ontology annotation, cellular component: nucleus; cytoplasm. Gene Ontology annotation, molecular function: mRNA binding.
GCAGGGCGCGGCUGCGAUUGGCUGCCGCCGUGCUGCGGGCUCCAUUUUGUGCAUCGGCUUUAUUUCUCCUGCGUCAGUCAGACGGACGGAGCGGCCGAGGAGAUACAAUGAGCUCCCGCGUGUUUAUUGGUAGACUCAGCCCGCAUGCCAGAGAGAGAGAUGUGGAGAAAUUCUUCAAAGGAUAUGGACGCAUAAAAGAAAUUGAUUUGAAAAAUGGGUUUGGAUUUGUGGAAUUUGACGAUCACAGAGAUGCAGAUGAUGCUGUUUACGAAUUGGAUGGCAAAGAACUGUGCAGUGAAAGAGUUACAGUUGAACAUGCAAGAGCACGUCCUAGAGGGGGACGUGGAGGAGGACGAUAUCAGGGUCGCUUUAGCCCACGGCGUCCACGUAGUGAGUCAAGGAAUGGACCUCCAGUUCGCACCGAGAACAGACUGAUAGUUGAGAAUCUGUCUUCAAGGGUUAGUUGGCAGGAUCUGAAAGAUUUCAUGAGGCAGGCUGGAGAGGUUACCUUUGCGGAUGCGCACAGGCACAAAAUGAAUGAGGGGGUGGUUGAGUUUGCCUCGUACAGCGACUUGAAGAAUGCAGUUGAAAAAUUAUCUGGCACAGAAAUAAAUGGAAGAAAGAUCAGACUGAUUGAGGAACCGAAAAAUCACAGAUCUCGCAGCAGGUCCCGUUCACAUAGCCGUUCAUAUUCCAGGUCUCGAAGUCGCUCUCGCUCCAGGAGCCGAAAAUCCUACAGUAGGUCAAAGAGUAGAAGCCGCAGUAAAUCCCGAUCUCGCAGCAGGUCCCGUGUCCCAGUCAGGGAACAAAAAGCGAAUUCUCCUUCACCAACCAAAUCUCCCGCCUCGUUGGAGCGGCCGAGGUCGAGGUCUCGCUCUCGUUCGCGCUCUCGUUCUCGGUCAAUGUCAAGGUCACCUUCUGGUGCAAGUGUGGAUUAAGUUACACGUUUUGGAUAUGUUAUAACAAAAGUGGACUUUUACCAAGUAAAUGAAAGUUGUAGAAAGUAGUUAAUGUAAAAUUAAAUACAAAACUUAAUUUGUUUUCUUUGGACCAGAGUGUUUGCAAUUCUUGGAAGUAUAUUUGAAUUGUAUUGUUUAUAUUUGCAGUCCUUUUUAAAAAAAAAAAAAGUUGUAUGCCCAAGAUGCCAAUUUAUUCCACCGAAACAUGCAAUUAAUAACUUUAAAGAUGCCUAAAUUUGUAUUCAACCACACCUUUCCUGGGAUAAAUAUUGUCUUUCAUUAUAUUACGUUUUUCUUUAAAUAAAAGUUGCAAACCUAA